GACACUGAGUGGAACAUGUGCCUUGCAUAAAAUUCGGGUUCCUUAUUCAAGGAGGCCUAUUACCAACUUAACGUAGUGGGCUUCAUUUCCGGGAAUGCUCUCUUUCUGUGUUUCUGUGUUUCUGUGUUUCUCUCAUGCUCUUGAGCUAUCAGUGCUAACUAACUAAGUUGGAUUGAGCCCCUGUUCUGCUUCCAAUCCCCGGCCAUUAUGUACCAUGUCAGGCCGGAUUGGCGUGCUCCUGUGGUCCCAGUGGUCGCAGUGGUCUGCUGCCCCCUGUUCGCUCACAGUCUUACGCACUGGAUUGAGAUGGCCGUGGUGUGGCCGGCCCUGGCUUCACGGGCCAACAUCCGGAGUUAACGGGUCGGGGAUCCGGUGCUCCGCCAGGAGGAUGGCCAGUGCCAGUGUGGGCUUGAUCAUCAUCGGCGAUGAGAUCCUCAAGGGUCAGACCCAGGAUAUCAACACGCACUUUUUGGCGCAGAAGCUCCGCACCUUGGGCGUGUCUUUGAAGCGGGUCUCGAUUAUCCCGGAUGAUGUGGCCAUCAUUGCCCAGGAAGUGCGGACCUUCUCCGCCCAUUGUGAUGUCGUGCUCACUUCCGGGGGCAUUGGACCCACCCACGAUGAUCUGACUUUUGAGGGCGUGGCUCGGGCCUUUGAUGAUGAGGUCAAGCAUCACCCGGAAAUCGUGCAUCUCGUGAAGACGUGGUUCAAAACCGAGGAUCCCAAUGCUCCGGCCCUCAAGUUGGCUUUGGUGCCCAGCCGUGCUCAGUUGAACUUUGGCAUCGAUCCUCAGAGCGGCGAAGAGCUCAAAUUCCCCAUUGUGUCCGUCCAUAACGUGUACGUGUUUCCCGGUAUUCCCAAAUUGCUCCAAAGAGGCUUCGAAGGCCUCAUACCCACCAUCUUCGGUCAUCUCAAGACUCGUCAUGUGAAUUCGGAUCAGGUGUUUGUCAAUGAUUCCGAGACCAAUAUCGCCGAUCGGCUCAACUCCCUCGUGCAAGACCACCCGCGGGUCACUUUCGGAUCCUAUCCCGAGUGGUCGCACCCCUAUUUCCAAACCAAACUCACGCUUGAAGCCGACACACAAGAUCUCCUUCAGGCCGCCAAAGCCGACCUUCAAGGCCGAAUCCCGACCAUGACCUACGAUCCAAGGCCCUUUGAUCACGCCAUGGACAAGAUCCACGAGCUCAUGAAGAGCUCCUCACAUGACCUGGCCUUUCAACGGGCCUUGCACGAGGCCCAAGGCACAGUGGAACAGACUCUGGAAAAAUACGCGCCCGAGGAAGUGGCCGUGUGCUUCAACGGGGGCAAGGAUUGCAUCGUAAUGCUCCAUUUGGUUCACGCCCACUUCCAGCGUCAUUUCCCACAAAAGCGACUCCAAACGAUCUACAUCAAAGAAAAGGAUCCCUUCCCGGAAGUGGCUCAAUUCAUUCUCGAAACUGAGAGCAAGUACAACUUGGACGCCCUCAACAUCGACGGGGGCAUGAAGGUGGCCCUGCGGAAAAUGCUCGAGGAUCGACCACGCAUCCAAUGUACGUUCUUGGGGACACGUCAAGGCGACCCUGGAUCGCAACACCAAGGCCUGUUUUCGCCCACGGAUGGCGAUUGGCCGCGAUUGAUGCGCGUCAAUCCGGUGUUAAACUGGGAAUACCGCCAUGUGUGGCGGUUCAUUCGGAGUCUCAAACUGACCUAUCCUAGUCUGUACGAUCAGGGCUACACAUCCUUAGGCAGUCGCUCGAAUACGGUCAAGAACCCGGUGUUGGCAGUGGAUGAUGGGUCAGGGCGUACUCGAUAUAAACCCGCUUACGAGUUGACCGAUGGCAGUCAGGAACGGGCGGGUCGAGCCACGCCUCGACUCGCUUGAUUUGGACACGAUAUCCAAUUGAUCAGAUAUAUAUAUAUAUAUAUAUAUUUGACUUGACGUACGUUUUAUCGUUUUCUAUCUAUGGCGCACAUGAAAUAUAGUCUACUUACACGCUC
Tigriopus californicus is the source of this 1974-nucleotide messenger RNA. Its product is annotated as FAD synthase-like. The transcript has 2 exons. NCBI's taxonomy places the organism in Eukaryota, Metazoa, Arthropoda, Copepoda, Harpacticoida, Harpacticidae. Gene Ontology annotation, molecular function: FMN adenylyltransferase activity. Gene Ontology annotation, biological process: FAD biosynthetic process. The record is from RefSeq and is a predicted model, not a curated record. The coding region runs from base 215 to 1858 and encodes 547 amino acids.